Molecule: messenger RNA, 1269 nt
Organism: Vigna radiata var. radiata (mung bean)
Lineage: Eukaryota; Viridiplantae; Streptophyta; Magnoliopsida; Fabales; Fabaceae
Exons: 1
Coding region: 1-1269 (422 amino acids)
Source: RefSeq, a predicted model, not a curated record
AUGAAUCACAAUGACGGGGAGAGACAGAACGAACUGGGAGAACGAAAUCUUGUACUGAAUGAUCAAGCUGAAGGACUUCACCCUUUUACACCACAGGUUUUGAGGGCGAUUAUCCCAGAAAAUAAGAUGUUACCCCCAAUGGACAAAUAUGGAGGUUCGUCUGACCCAGUUAAGCAUCUUCAUUCAUUUGUGGAAGCUAUGGUUGUAUAUUCGUCGGACGAGCUAGUGUGGUGUCGGGUUUUCUCUUUGUCACUAAAAGAGGAGGCGUUGGAUUGGUUCCAUUCGCUACCACCGGGAACGAUUGAUGGUUUUGCCACAUUGAGGCAAAUGUUCAGCCAACAAUACGCAUCAAGCAAGACUCCAGGAGUAACGUACACUGCAUUAGUGAGGAUAAGACAGGGGAGAGAGGAACCCCUUAAAACGUUCAUGGAUCAGUUCAACCGUACCGUCAGACAAGUAAGGAAUGCAGAUCAAAGAUUGAUUGUGAGUGCACUGACGACAGCGUUAAGACCUGGACCAUUUUUUGAUUAUCUGCAUGCGGAAGAGCCUCAGAAUAUGGAUGAGAUGCAAAACAGGCUAGCGAGUUUUAUCCGAAUCGGAAAAGGAAGAGCUCAUCAAAGGGGAAGAGAAGAGGUGGAGCCACCGGUCAGAACGAACAGAGAGAGGGGUGUUAGACUGUCUUUUAGGAGAAAUGAUAGAAGAGCUGGUCACCGAAGUGGAGAUCAAACUAGAACUCAACAAUAUGUUCAUCAUACCCCCUUGAACGCCCCUCGAGUCAGGGUACUGAAGGAGGCUUUAAGAGCAGACUUAAUGACCGUAACCCGAGCAUCAACCCCAUUGGGCGCUGAUGAGAGUAAAUACUGUCGAUAUCAUCAGAAUAGGGGACAUACAACGAAAGAUUGUAUCACUUUAAAAGACAAAUUGGAGACUUUGGUCCAAGCGGGGCAUUUACAGAGGUUUGUCCAACGCCAAAGGGAAGGUUCUUUGAGCGGAACAGGACGACCUAAUCCGCGACAAGACCCCCCUAAGAGAAAUUAUCACCAGCGGCGUGAUCGAAGCAGGAGCAGAAGUCAAGACCACACGGUCAGGGGCAUCAUUAGUACGAUUUUAGGAGGAUUCGCAGGAGGUGGUUCAACCUCAGCUGCCAGGAAGAGACAUUUAAGAAACCUGCAUAGCAUCAGUCGUGCGGGGGAACUGAAAAGAUCCAUGCCCCCAUCACUUUUUCUGAUCAAGACUUCCAUGUGCCCGAUCUGGAGCAAGAUGAUCUGA